AUGAGUUCGCCAGUAUCCAUUCGACAACCAGGCGAUCGUGAGUCAACCCACGAAAAUUAUGCGUCGAUUGUCAGCGAUGCCGCAGGCACAUUGGCAUACCUGUAUAAAAAAGAUACCCCGCCACAGGCAUCCGUGGCACAAGAGAUUACCGAUGCCAUCCACGAGCUGCGCAUAAUCGGCCCCAAGCUGCGAGACGUCGGUCGACUCGUUACCGUCGCUGACCGCGGUCGACCCGCCAUCAAUGUCGCUGUCAAUGAGGCUGAUGCUGUACUACCCGCCUUGAAACCUAUCAUCAAUGCUAUCUUCGAUGCGGCAGGUGACACAUACAAGGAUAGUUUCGAGGCGGUCUGUCGGCAGCUCGACGCGCGAGUUCGCAGGGAAAACGACCAGGCACUUGUCCCUUGCCUAAUCUUCUUUAGAGGCUACCUCCAGCAUUUGGAGCUGGUGCUGACCGGUGCACGCCCUGAAGUGUCCCUGAUCUUUACGAAAAGACUAGAGGACUUGUUGCAAGCACAAAAGUAUAAUAUCAAGCAGUCUCCUCGACAACCGACUACGGCUGCACAAGCUUCAGGAUCGUCUCGACCGGAGCCAGGACCAGCUCAACUCUCGGGUCUGGAUACAACGCAAGGUUCGCCUCGCGUGUCAAAUCGGCAAGGUUCACCAUUGUCAGCGAAAUCUCCAGCUUCCCCUACCAGCUCGUUUCGCCGCGUAUCAUCGCCUCAGCGACCGAGCCUUGGUUCUCCCGUUCGCUUUCCCACGGUGACUAGCCCUACGAGACCGACGCCUCCUCAGCCUGCGUCUCCAGUUAUGCCGUCGUACGCUAGGGAGCGCACGUCUACGAAUCCGACGCCGACGAUUGCAAUCUCCGCACCAGCGGAGGAAAGCUCCGACGAUGGGCAUUGGGCUUGGAAAUUCUUGGUCGAUCAAGAAACACUCAGUCGAUCGAGCACUCCAUACCCAGCAAGCUUCAAGUCUACAAAGGAAACGAGACUUGCAGGCCAACCUGUGCAGGGUGCGCUCCGCCAGCUCGAAGAGGAGAUGCAUGAGCAUGUGAACCAGAUAUACUUUGACAGAGAAGGACGAUUUCGAGUUAGAUUCUAUUGGCGUCCAGAGGAUAAUCAGGCCCACAUGCUGAUAACCCAUACUGAUGAGAUUGGCCGAAUCACCGAGGCCGUGACUCCGCUCUUACGAUUGAAAAUCAUGCGGGAGGAUUCCUGCCUACUGCUAAUCAGGAGAGAGCCAGACGCCGAUUCAAAACUCCUUCACAUUUUGUGGGCGCGAUUAAAUUUCAAUUUCCAUGAACGCAUGGUAUUGUUUUAUUCUACGUUCGUGGCUAUGAAGCAUCAAGACCCCCGAGAAGUGAACCCAGACUACAUUGACGAUAGCUUUGGUCUGCAGAAAACCUCGCCCGACGGUGAAGUGCUUGAAUUCAAGGCCGAUCUGAUUUACGACAAUAUGCCACUGGAAUUCCGAGUCUGGAGGGAUGUGCCUUCUCACACCGUUCGUUACGAGCUCACGCGACCGCACCAAUCUAUACCACUUUGGACUGCAUUCGUGACUCGCUAUCUGAACGAUCCGGACUGGAUGGGCCGGGAAAAUACCACAGAAGUUCAUUUAGAUGCCCUGAAGCCACCGCCUUAUGUUUUUGGCGAAUUCGAAUUCUUGCGCACUAAAAGCAAUGGCUACGUUAUACCGUUCACGAACGAGACAGAUGCCAAAAAGUUUUGCAGCGAAUGGGUCAGGCUUUGCCGGUUGAAGCGACCAACCUCAUGA
This is a messenger RNA of Dissoconium aciculare CBS 342.82, 1773 nucleotides long. RefSeq lists its product as uncharacterized. The record is from RefSeq and is a predicted model, not a curated record. NCBI's taxonomy places the organism in Eukaryota, Fungi, Ascomycota, Dothideomycetes, Mycosphaerellales, Dissoconiaceae. Bases 1 to 1773 code for a protein of 590 amino acids. The transcript has 5 exons.